Molecule: messenger RNA, 2211 nt
Organism: Carica papaya (papaya)
Lineage: Eukaryota; Viridiplantae; Streptophyta; Magnoliopsida; Brassicales; Caricaceae
Source: RefSeq, a predicted model, not a curated record
GAGCCUCCACCUUCCUUCCAUUUCCUCUGCUGAAAUAAAAGCCAGAGACUCAAUCCGCAGAACCUCACCAUAACUAACUACCAUCCAUCAACGCCGCCACGUUUAACCCCACCACCACCAUUACUGUCACUCCCUUAACUCCUCCUCCUCCCACGACCCACCGCACAAGACCAGUCACAUCAUAAAACAAGCAGCAAUGGCUGUAGACAUGAAGCAAAAGAUCUUUGGAUUACAAGCAAAGCUUGCUGACAGAGAUACAUAUUCCAUGGCAGCCAAUGAGUUGGACUCCAUAGCCCGCACCAUUGACUCCACUAAUCUUCAACCUUUUCUCUCCAGCAUUCUCUCCACCGAUUCCGCCGACAAGCCCGCAGUCCGCAAACACUGUGUUCAACUACUCUCCCUUCUCUCACUUUCCCUUCCUCCCAAUUCCCUCUCCCCAUUUCUCCCCAAGAUCCUCUCUCACCUCUCACGCCGUCUUCGAGACCCGGACUCAUCUAUCCGUUCCUCCUGCAUUGCUGCCGUCUCCGCCUUGUCUUCUCGCAACACCAAACUACCUUUCUCUUCGGCUUUCCUCAAGCCAUUAUCCGACACCCUUUUCACGGAGCAGAAGCCUAAUUCCCAGAUCGGGGUGGCUCUUUCUGCGGCAGCGAUCGACGCCGCGCCCGACCNGGAACAGGUCCCAGAUGUGUCCGAGGACGUACCGCCACUGCCUAGAUCGCAGACAGAAAUAGAUGAUGUCAGUGAUGGACGAUAUCCACCUGGAUCUAAAAUGUCUUUCGCUGGUGGUUUAGAAGCUCCACAAGUGAGGAAGAGAACUGCUUUAACUGGAAGGUCAAUGCCUCCUGACAGUUCAUCUGCGACGGCAGCUAGGAAAAGAAGUAUUUCAAAGAGUGGUGAAAACAAAACUAGGGCAACAUUUCAGAAGGUGGACAGCAAGAAGCCUCUGGACAGGAAAGUUGAAAUUGCUGUUCCAAAUGUUGCAUCAUUGGUUGGAGUUCAUGGAAAUCUUAAGGAGAAAAAUGAGAAUGUUGGUGAAAGGACAAAUAAUCAGAAUCCUAAAUUCUCAAAGCAAGAAACAAGACAUGUCCUUAGUAAGAAUUGUGAUGAGAAGAUGCAGAUAUUUGGUGGAGGAUCAAGGUUUGGAUCUCGUGUGACUCCAUACCAUGAGGAGAGCCCUCAGCCUACUGUCCUAGAGAAUAACAUGACAGAGAAUCACCAUAGUAACCACAAGGACUCUGAUGAUUUAUCCUUGAUUCGUAAUCAGCUUGUUCAGAUCGAGAAACAACAAUCCAGUCUAUUAGAUCUUCUGCAGAAAUUCAUUGGGAGUUCACAAAGUGGAAUGCGUUCUUUGGAGACACGUGUGCAUGGUCUUGAAAUGGCACUUGACGAGAUCUCAUAUGACUUAGCUGUAUCAAGUGGAAGGAUGAGCUCGUGCAGAACCAGCUGUUGCUUAAUGCCUGGAGCAUAUUUUUUGAGAUCAAAGUUCUGGGGUAAAACAGAUGGCAGGUAUUCAACUUCAAGGUUUUCUACUGCCACUGGCACCCCUGCAGCCGCUAUGCAAUAUAGACCUGAUAGGAAUGGUAAUGCUGAAACAUUCAGGUCAGAUAACCCGAGGUUGCCCCUUCAGGGUGGUGGUGGGUUCAUUAUGAAUCCUUUGGCAGAAAUUUGCAGUGACUCAAGGGGAGUCUCAGAUAUUAUGGUCCAUCAGUAGAUACUGUAUCAUAAGGUCUGCCGCAUAACUGAGAUGGAAGUCUUGAGUUUCCACUUUCAAUUUUAGCUGGGCAGUGAGAAAAUAUAUAAAAAAAAGGUAUUUGUAUCUUGGUGAAGUUUUUACUCUUUGCAAAUCGACAAAUUUGGAGAGGGAGAGAAGAUAACGAUGUCUCUGAAAAAUGAAAAUAGUUUGCUGAGAAACAAGACGAACCCAGAUAAGGCAAUUCGAUUCAUUAAUGAUUCUUGGAUUCUCUAGGAAUCCUAAAAACAAAUUCUUCAGUUGCAAUCUGAUCUAGAGGCUGGGAGGAGCUUCCUGGCCUGGUAUAGUGUGAAAGUGUAAUGUGUAUAGCAGAAUCCUUCUUAUUCUUGUUGAUGCUUCCCAUUUUUUUCUCUACUUUUUUUCUAUCAAAUUGUUUCAUGAAUAUAUAUAAACACACGCAUGAUACAUGAUACAUGUCAGAUGAUGAAUCUUUAGUAAAGAAUGUAAAAGACAAUGCUCAA